Molecule: messenger RNA, 2002 nt
Organism: Fundulus heteroclitus (mummichog)
Lineage: Eukaryota; Metazoa; Chordata; Actinopteri; Cyprinodontiformes; Fundulidae
Product: desmin
Exons: 1
Coding region: 101-1237 (378 amino acids)
Biological process (GO): intermediate filament organization
Cellular component (GO): intermediate filament; axon; plasma membrane
Molecular function (GO): structural constituent of cytoskeleton
Source: RefSeq, a predicted model, not a curated record
AGUGAUUGGAGGGAGCUUCAGUCUCAGUGUGGGAAUCACAGCAACGCCAGAGCAUCGUUCAUUUGUCAAAUUGAGAAGGAAACCCAGUAUCCUACACAACAUGAGGGCUUCAUCUUACACCCAGAAGAGCUUACAGGUCAGCAGCUCCUCUGGCAGGGUGAGGGUUCAGAGCCCAUCCCCUUCCCGGUGCCGUGGAUCAUCGUACGACAGCCGCGGGCGCUCAGGGUUUCGCGGAACCGCAGUCGAGCUGGGCACAGAGAUACACCAGCAGCAUGCCAACGAGAAGGAGGAGAUGCAGGAGCUCAAUGUCAAAUUUGCGGGAUACAUCGCAAAGGUCCAGGCCCUCGAGCAGAGAAACGCCGCCCUGCAAGCCGAGCUGGCCGCUCUGCAGCAACGCUACAAGGGAAGCCCGAGUGGCAUCAGUGACGAAUACGAGCUCAAGUUCAAAGAGGUGCGGGAGCUGAUCGAAACCCUCACCAACGAGAAGGGAGCCGCAGACAUCGAGCGAGGCUACAUCGAGGAGGAGGUGGAAGUGUGGCGACUGAAGCUGGAGGAGGAGCUGGCGCUUAAAGAGGAAGCGGAGAUGAUUCUCAGGGAGUUUCGCCAGGAUGUUGACAGCGCCACGCUGCAGAAGGCCGAGCUCGAGAAGCGCAUUGAGCAACUAGUGGCGGAGAUCGAGUUUCUCAAGAAGCUGCACGACGAAGAGGUGGCCGACCUCAUGAAGCAGAUCGAGGACUCGAAGAUCACCGCUGAGUUGGACGGUGACCGCCCUGACCUGGCGGCUUACCUGCGCAACAUGCGUGCAGAGAUAGAGGCCGUUGCCGCUCGAAAUGUCCAAGAAGCCGAGAAGUGGUACAAGAGCAAAUUCGACACGCUCAAGGAGCAUGCAGGGAAACACGAGGAGCACAUGAAGACCAUGAAGGAAGAGAUCACAAGCUACCAAAAUCAGGUGUCAGACCUACAGAACCAGAUCGACGCCCUGAGAGCUCGCAAUGCGGCCCUGGAGCAGCAGCUGGAGGAAAUGGAGAUCUCCCACAUGGACAAGGUGGGAGGUCUGGAGGCCAUCAUCGCCCAGCUGGAGGCUCAACUCUGCGAGACCAAACUGGAGAUGACCAAGUAUCUUCAAGACUACCAGGAACUGCUGCACAUCAAGCUCAAGCUGGAUGCAGAGAUCGCCACCUACAGGAAGCUACUGGAAGGAGAAGAGCAGAGGCUGGGAAUCGCUAAAGAUAACUAAGAAUUACCCUCAGUCCUGAACAGGGAGGCCUGCAGAGCACCAUGGAGCAGAGCAACCACCGCAGCCUUGUUAGAAAGACUUAAAGAUGUCUUAAUCAAAGGACUGGGUGUUGUUUAACAUUAUAAUAACCAUAGUAAGGCUUUCAUUGAUUAACUGAACAGAACCCAUAAAAGUCCAAAUUACUGUUCCUGUUAGGAAUUUAGUUCCAGAAAAAUACUUCAAAUCUAACAGCGAUAUGUAUCUAAUGCGCAGUUUGGGAUAAAUUAUGUUUCAUAUUACCCAGCUCUUUUCCUGUAUAAUUCAUGUUUGACUCCCAUUAGUUUGCUGCCAAGGCUCCUGUCCUCCGUCUUUCCUGAGAAAUUUCACAUCAUUUUCAAAACUCGUCCUCCUUCAUUCUGACCGUCCUUGUCUCAGCACAUAUCUGGGUUUGGCAGCCCUCAUUUCUCCUCGCUCGUUCUCCUUUCCUUCACUCCAGCUCCUGCAGUAGUCCUGCUAAAUUUACCUUCCCCUUUUUUUUCCUGCCAAGUCAGCCAACCCGCUGUCGUACCUCUGUCACUUCUCUGUGCUCCAGUCUCUCGCUUUGUGUCGUCAGUCUGCUGCCGCCUGUCCAAGUUUCCUUCACAGCAAAACUCCUGACUUGGUGCGAAUUGAAGACGGCCACCCUGACUGAUUCUGAGUGUUUGUGACAAGAAUAAUCUGUUUCCCCAUUUACACUGAUCUUUACCACCUGUUACUUAAUAAAGAUUUAAGUGAGUGCAUAUAAAA